AGUGUUUUAAUGCAGUCUGCGUGUUAAGUGAUUGCGAGAACGUAGAUAGCUUUCAAACAACUCGGCAGCUGAACAUUCAUUCCUAACUGCCACCCGGCCAGCAAGCGGCUCAUGGGAGGCAGCGUCAACUCUCUGGCUCCAGUUCCACGGCUUCUUCUACUUUUACCGAACAAGCUAAAGUGUACGCAGCCUGCCCCAACUGAGCAGUCCCCGUUGCGGCAGCGUUUCCCCCCUGUGCUUGCUGACACACUGGGAGCUGAGUAAUCCCCCCACUUGUCUCCACGUCCACCAGAGGCGGCUGCCACAAGGCUACAAAUAAAACAACUCCAGCUGGAAGGAAUGACAGAACGCGCCUUCCUGACUUGGAGACAAGCCUGAUGCUUUGGCUAGAGUCGUGGCCGGCGUACUGCACGUUGCCAGCUGCCAGCUAGCCCUGGGUUCCUGUCCUGUCCCUGCCAUGCCCUUCGGGGCGAUGUGUAUAAUCGCACCGAGCGUCCCUGUGCGCAUGAGUCGGACGGUGUUGUUGGAUGGAGCUGGCGUUGAAAAGGUGACAAACGCUGCCUACGGGGACGGGUUAACGCUCUCGCUGGCUGUGCAUGGGGGAGUAGGAGGGUGUGAGGAUUGAGCAGGAGAAACUGGUCGCCCGUGCAGACACUGUCAGAGGCUUGCAUCGGUCAACGGUGAGCGACAUCUGGAGCGUUUCAACUGCCCUCCUCCCUGCAUCGUGGACGGCUCUGAUUUACAGUAGCUUCCUUGGGCAAAUGUUGGGGGAAAAACAUGGGCUUCGAAGGAGGUGAUGAGCGGCGCUGCUGAUAUUUCAACCGCAUCUUUCCGGAGGUUAAAAAAAGGGGCUAUGACCUGUUGCUACAGAGCGACCCUUUGAGAGAUGGACUUGGCAGAAGUUCUUGUGGCGCUGUUCAUCGCUGUGGUGCUGAUUGUCUCCUUGUUGUCCAACCUGUUGGUCUUGAUAUGCUUCAUCUACAGCUCCGACAUCCGCAAGCAAGUGCCGGGCAUAUUUAUAGUUAACUUGUCUUUUUGCAACCUGCUUCUCACCGUCCUUAAUAUGCCAGCUACACUGCUGGGGAUUGUCAAAAGACAGCAGCCAUUUGGCGACUGCAUCUGUCAAACAGUUGGCUUUGUGGAGACAUUCCUCAGCACCAACACUAUGCUGAGCAUGGCCGCUUUAAGCAUCGAUAAGUGGAUUGCUGUUGUGUUCCCCUUAAGCUACGCCACUAAGAUGAGGUAUAAGGACGCCGUGCUCAUGAUGAGCUACACUUGGGCCCACUCUCUCACUUUCCCGGUCGUGGCGGUUUUCUUUCGCUGGGUCGGCUUCAACAGCAGAUACGCCUCGUGUACCCUGCAUCUGCGAGAGGAGAUGCACAGGAGACAGUUUACAGUCUUCACCAUUGUCUUUCACGCCAUCAGCUUUAUGCUUUCCCUCGUUAUACUGUGCUUUACAUAUCUGAAAGUCUUGAAGGUUGCCCGCUUUCACUGCAGAAGAAUAGACAUUAUCACCAUGCAGACCUUGGUUUUACUGGUGGACAUCCACCCCAGCGUCAAACAGCGAUGCCUCGCGGAGCAGAAAAGUCGAAGACAGCGGGCAACCAAGAAGAUCAGCAUUUUUAUAGGGUCGUUUAUUGUCUGUUUUGCUCCAUAUAUCAUAACCAGGAUCAUAACAACCUUCCUCUUCACCAACAAAGAAACGAUCACAGUCCAUGAAAUAUGGCCAUACCAUCUGAACCAGUUCAAACGAAUGUUGACAAUCUUUUUUAAGUGCCUCACAAGCAUAUCGACAAGGCUUCACAAUCUUAUUGUUCUCACAACGUGGAGCAAGGAUGGAACAGCCCAGCAACCUGAGAUCUGUGUUACAUUCUCCGUUCAGCAAGUUGUCCAAGACACUGAUAAGAACAUACUCCGCACUCAUCUCAGUUUCUGCCCUUGAUAUUUGACCAAUCAAGUUCGGGAACAUUACCUUUUAGUAAGACAGGUCCGAACAGUAAUUUAGAUAG
Molecule: messenger RNA, 2009 nt
Organism: Stegostoma tigrinum
Lineage: Eukaryota; Metazoa; Chordata; Chondrichthyes; Orectolobiformes; Stegostomatidae
Product: G-protein coupled receptor 26-like
Exons: 3
Coding region: 887-1942 (351 amino acids)
Biological process (GO): adenylate cyclase-activating G protein-coupled receptor signaling pathway
Cellular component (GO): membrane
Molecular function (GO): G protein-coupled receptor activity
Source: RefSeq, a predicted model, not a curated record